AUGUUUUCUUCCAAAACCAACCAGUUCGACCUAGUCAUCCACAACGGAUAUGUGGUCACAGCGUCUGAUAUUCUCCCUCCAUCGGUUUACAUUGGUUUGAAAGAUGGUGUUAUUGAUCAGAUCUCGGCUCGUCCUCUAACUGGUAAGCGGGUUAUCGAUGCGGAAGGUGGAUACGUCAUGCCCGGAGGUGUUGAUUCACAUGUCCACCUGUCCCAGAAAAAUACUCCAGCAGGCGAUACAAUCGAGUCUGGUACUCGAUCAGCCACACCGGGAGGGACUACUACGGUGAUUCCAUUUGCCGUGCAGGCCUCAAAGGACGACUUCGAUGUGGUCUCGGUAGUGGAAGAUUAUCAUAAAGUAGCAGACGGGCAGGCAUACUGUGACUAUGGAUUCCAUUUGAUUGUUUCCAAUCCUAACGAGGAGAUGCUUUCUGAGCAACUUCCACAGCUUGUGGAGAAAGAAGGUAUAACGUCUGUCAAGGUGUACACCACUUAUCCUCGGUAUAAAUUAUCUGACGAACAAUUAUUGGAUAUUCUUCUAUCGAAUCGGAAAAUGGGUGUGACCACAAUGAUUCAUGCGGAGAACUCCGACAUUAUCGAUUUUAUUGGAAAGAAAUUGGAAGAAAAGAAAAUGAUCGACCCUUACUACCAUUCCGUCUCCAGACCACUGGUAGCCGAGGACGAAGCUACAUACAGGGUGAUUUCUUUAUCGAAAAUGAUUGACGUUCCAAUUUUAAUUGUCCACAUGUCUUCUGAGACCGCCCUGUCUACUGUCAGAGAGGCUCAGACCAGCUUGGUCCCAAUUUUUGCUGAGACAUGCCCACAGUACCUCUUUCUUACGGCAGACUACUUAAAGCAUGAUUGUCACCACCAUGUUCACAAAAAUGACAGCUUCCAAGGAGCCAAGUAUAUUUGCUCUCCGCCUCUACGACAAACAGUCAAAGAACUAGAAGGCGUUUGGAAGGCAAUACAGAACGGAACUGUCACCGUGUUUAGUAGUGAUCAUGCCCCAACGGUAUAUGAUCACCCAUUGGGCAAAAAGGCCGGCCUGGUGAAUGGUGUUCCGCACUACAAAAAGGUGCCCAAUGGACUUCCUGGGAUUGAGACCAGAAUGCCGUUGCUUUUCUGCAAGGGAGUCGAAUCCGGCAGAAUCACUCCUCAAAAGUUUGUCGAGCUCUGCUGUUCCAACCCAGCGAAGAUGUACGGCUUAGGUGAUAGGAAGGGAAGUAUCAGCGUUGGAAUGGAUGCAGAUCUGGUGAUCUGGUAUCCAAAGGGAAAGUUACAGCCGUUUUCUUUGGACAACAGUAUGCUGCACCAUGGAAUUGAUUAUUCUCCGUUUGAGGGCAUGGAAUUCUCCAACUGGCCUAGAUACACCAUUCUCCGUGGAAAUGUUGUUUGGGACAGAGACAAUGGAGGACUAAUUGCUAGCAAAGGAGUUGGAAAAUAUCUGAAAAGGGGAAAGUCUUCUCUUGGAGGUCCAAUCAAAGAGCUAGACGAGAUUUUAGCGUAG
Ogataea philodendri is the source of this 1509-nucleotide messenger RNA. RefSeq lists its product as uncharacterized. The record is from RefSeq and is a predicted model, not a curated record. The transcript has a single exon. Bases 1 to 1509 code for a protein of 502 amino acids. Gene Ontology annotation, molecular function: hydrolase activity, acting on carbon-nitrogen (but not peptide) bonds. Lineage: Eukaryota; Fungi; Ascomycota; Pichiomycetes; Pichiales; Pichiaceae. Gene Ontology annotation, cellular component: cytoplasm.